Coregonus clupeaformis (lake whitefish) is the source of this 2875-nucleotide messenger RNA. Its product is annotated as ras-related protein Rab-26-like. Gene Ontology annotation, cellular component: Golgi apparatus; endosome. The coding region runs from base 474 to 1241 and encodes 255 amino acids. The transcript has 9 exons. The record is from RefSeq and is a predicted model, not a curated record. Gene Ontology annotation, molecular function: GTPase activity; GTP binding. NCBI's taxonomy places the organism in Eukaryota, Metazoa, Chordata, Actinopteri, Salmoniformes, Salmonidae.
AUCCUACAAGCAGCGCGCAAAGCUUCGCUUGUCUUGCAAGGUGGCGUUUGUUCGUGCGUUGCUUGCUGGUCGCUGUUGAUAACGCCUGCUGCUUAUUGUUAUUGGAAAAGGCUGCUGAAAGCCCAGUAUCAUCAUUGGCAAGGCAGAAGCGGGAGGAACCUGAACAGGACAAGAGUGCAAGUCAGCUGUGUUUCAGGAGGUAGCCUAGCAGUGUGCUUUUUGCUCUACAGAGAGAAGACGCAAGUCGAACCGUUCACUCAAGUUUUAUUGUGACAUGAGGAAAGUGUCGCUAGGCAUGAUUUCAACGUGCAGGUGAAACCGGGAAGGAUUUUUUUUAUUUCAGUCCCACUGCACAACUUCUAAAACAAAAACGAAUAAUUUGACUUGUUUAUCGUGCGCAAGCGCUCAAAUCUUUCGCGCCACUCUCAAACGUCACACUUUCUUAUAAACUGUUAACUGCUUGGAGUGAAAAAAUGUCCCGCAAAAAGGCGGGUAAGGGCAAAAACGCCAACACCAGCCCAACGACAGGCAGCCCCAUCGGAAAACAGAACGGGAAAAGUGGGAAGUGCACCGCAGGGACCGGCAGCGUGGUGCAGGCGAACGGUGUGGUUGAUCCGAGCAGACCCUCACUCAGCAACAGCAGCGAGUUUUAUGACAUCGCAUUCAAGGUGAUGCUGGUGGGAGACUCCGGGGUGGGGAAGACCUGUCUGUUGGUGCGCUUCAAAGACGGAGCCUUCCUGGCAGGAAGCUUCAUCUCUACUGUGGGUAUCGACUUCAGGAAUAAAGUGCUGAACAUUGACAGAAUGAAGGUGAAGCUUCAGAUCUGGGACACAGCUGGACAGGAGCGUUUCCGCAGCGUCACACACGCCUACUACCGCGACGCCAACGCUCUCCUGCUGCUGUAUGACGUGACCAACAGAACAUCUUUUGACAACAUCAAGGCCUGGCUGACUGAGAUCCAUGAUUACGCCCAGCAGGAUGUGGUCCUGAUGCUGCUGGGAAACAAGGCUGACGCCACGCAGCAGAGGGUGGUGAAGAGAGAGGAUGGUGAGAGGCUGGCCAAGGAGUUUGGGGUUCCCUACAUGGAGACCAGUGCAAAGUCUGGCCUCAACGUGGAGUUAGCCUUCACUGCUGUGGCCAAAGAGCUGAAGCACAGGUCCAUGAAGGAGCCCAACGAGCCCAAGUUUAAGCUUCAGGACUACGUCAACAAGGAGAUGAAGAGUGCCGGAUGUGCAUGUUAGAGCACUCUGUGUGUGUGCAUGCGCGUGUGUGUGUGUGUGCGUGUGUGCAAGGUCAUGUGUCUUGCUCCAGGUCAGAUGUAUUACACCCAUACAUGGUGAUGUGAUGUCACUACCUGUGACCUCAGCCUGGGAGAUAGGGAGCCAGUCAUGUGUGAGAUAUAUCUACGUCACUAACCACCCAGUUUGCCCUUCCUUUGUCCUCUCUAUGCCCUCUGAAAGAAUCCAUUAUGUCCAUAUUCUGUUAUCUGUGAGGCGUCUCUCUCCUCUCCUCACCUCUCUUCCCUCUCUCCUCUCCUCUCCUCUCCUCACCUCUCUCUCUUUUCCUCUCCUUUCUCUCUUCUCCCUCCUCUCUUCUCUCCUCCUGUUUUCUGGGGACCCACUGCUCCACCUCCUUCUGCAGCUGUGAAUGUACUUCUAUAUCCAGCCAUGACUCUUACACCUAUCAGUACUGUCUGACCAUGUUAACCCUAUGACUGUCUGAUCCUGUUAACCCUAUGACUGGCUGACCAUGUUAACCCUAUGACUGUCUGACCCUGUUAACCCUAUGACUGUCCGUACCCUCUUUUACCCAUAGAAUAACUGAAUGUAUACCUCCAUGUAUAAAUCCUCCUAGUCCCUUUGAGGCCUUCAAAUUCAGCCUAACUGGUCAUUUUCAUGGUCCUUCAGACAGAUAGUGUACAUUUUCCUGGAGCACUCCACAUUACCCUAUGACCCCCGUAUUUAACCAUAUCACUGACUGACAACCCCUUAUCAUUGACCAUCUAGCUAUGAGCUUCCAGAACCUCUCAUGACCGCAGCUGCCCAUCUGAAGGCUUCAAGAACCACUCAAACUAGCUGAUCUAGAACCACUCACACUAGCUGAUCUAGCUACUGUUGUAGCCUAUUUCUUUUUAAAUUACUUUUUGUUGUUUAUUUUGCUUAACAAGCACCUUGAGAUUCUGUCUGUAAUGGACAGCUAUAUACAACUUUAAUGUAUUAUUAUUAUUAUCCCUGGCUGACCCCAUGACCCCCAUUACCCUUGCUGUCUACCUUCCUAUCACUGUAUGACUCCUGGGCUAUGUCCCAAUUAUCUCUCCUUUCUCCCAAAGUGUUCACUUCCCUUCACUGAUCUGAAAUGAAAUAAUUGGUAUAAAAAACAUGAUGGAAGCUAGCCCAUACCUCCACCAAUCCAAUGCUUUUAGAUUUGUGGUAAGUAGUGAACAAGUGCACACUUCAGAUAAAAAGGUGAUGUUUAUUGGGACACACCCCUUAUAUCCUCUAUCACUGUAUGAACCUCCAUCACUGUCUUACUCGGUCAGCCUCAGCUGUCAGUUCUCCUGCUUGAUCUAACGUGGUCAUAAUAAGAAAGAGAAAAGUGAGAAUGUCCAGCAGAGCUCAUUGUAUGAAUGUAUCCCUGUACAAUAUCUGGAUGAAUGUAUAUAUUGUAUGUAGUCAAAUGUGUAUAGUCAGGUCAAUGUCAGUUGUCAGGCUGGCUCAGUAUCACAGUACAUAUGUAGGAUCUUAAUUUGAGCCAGUUUUCUACAGCAGGAAAAUAAUCCUGCAGCAACAGGAAAUGUGAAUUAUUAUGUGGACUAUAAUUAAUGGACAUUUUUUGUAGGUGUUGGUAAAUUUUUCGUUAAUUAGGCAAAUCAAGU